Molecule: messenger RNA, 307 nt
Organism: Owenia fusiformis
Lineage: Eukaryota; Metazoa; Annelida; Polychaeta; Sabellida; Oweniidae
Source: the annotation of a GenBank genome assembly
AAUGUAUCCUCAGUAAGAGCAACCGAGGAAUUACAUCCACUGGUUCCAAUAAUGGAAUGGAAUAUUUUGAACGAGUUGAAUUACCAGUCAGUUCUACACUAAAACCAACGACAGAUGCGCCUGUACCAACAACAGAAACGAGAACAGGCCCAAACACAAGUCAAAAAGCUGGUAAUGCUCAGACAACUAAGGAAUCACAGACAUCGACACCACUACCAGAUGUCUACCCUACCCCUAGAUUAGGCGAUGAACCUACAAUGAUGCAUGGCGUUUAUUGGGUUCACAAGCAAGGGGAAUAUCUUCCAUC